Messenger RNA from Xyrauchen texanus (razorback sucker), 2107 nucleotides. RefSeq names its product solute carrier family 22 member 7a (gene slc22a7a). Gene Ontology annotation, cellular component: membrane. Lineage: Eukaryota; Metazoa; Chordata; Actinopteri; Cypriniformes; Catostomidae. Gene Ontology annotation, biological process: transmembrane transport. The transcript is spliced from 10 exons. The record is from RefSeq and is a predicted model, not a curated record. Gene Ontology annotation, molecular function: transmembrane transporter activity. Bases 132 to 1820 code for a protein of 562 amino acids.
CCACCCAAGCUUUUCUCAAGAACAGGCAAAUUUAAUUGAGAGGCUCAAGAUAUAGAGAGCGAACGCGUGUUAGCAAAAGAAACCAACUGACAAACAGGACAUCAGAUCUACUUGGUAACUCACUUUCAGCAAUGAGUUUUGAGGACAUACUGGAUGAAGUUGGCGGCUUCAACAAAUUCCAGUUUGUUGUUCUUUUUAUUCUGUGGCUCCCACGGAUCAUCCUUCCAAUGCACUUCCUGCUUCACAAUUUCAUCUCAGGUGUGCCACCCCACCGUUGUGCCCUGCCAUAUCUGGAGGACAGGUAUGCAGGGGGGACAGAGAAAGACAGUCCUGCAGUCUCACCGAUUCUAUCCUUCAGCAUCCCCCAAAACACAGAUGGCUCCUACAGCUCCUGUAAGAUGUACCCUCUUGCCAUGGACUUUGACCCUAAUGGUGACCUCAGCCUGCUGUAUGGCAACCGAUCUAACGUGUCGGUGCCGUGCCAGUACGGAUGGGUGUACGACCACUCUCAGUUCACCUCAACAACCGCCACAGAGUGGGAUUUAGUAUGCGACAACAAAAAGCUGAACCAAGCCCUGGCCACGUUCUUCUUCAUCGGAGUGACAAUCGGUGCUGUCAUGUUUGGCCAGUUGUCUGACAAGUUUGGUCGUAAGCCAAUGAUUCAGGUGUCUUUUGUGGCCAGUGCUAUUCUGGGAACCGUGGAGGCUUUUUCUUCAUCUUACGUGAUGUUCGCCAUAGCGAGAACCUUGUGUGGAGUGGCCCUUACUGGGAUGUCAAUAACCACAGUGGCCCUGUGUCUCGAGUGGAUAGACGUUAAACACCGCACGUUCACGGGUACCAUCGUCAGUCUUGGAUGGAGUGUAGGGAACAUGCUGCUGGCACUUUUGGCUUAUCUCAUCAGAGAUUGGAGGCACCUCAUCCUGGUGGUGACAUCACCCUGCCUUGUCGGCAUUAUUGCCUGGUGGUGGAUUCCUGAGUCAGCGAGAUGGCUGCUGGCCAAUGGCAAGGUGGAGGAGGCUCAGAAGUAUCUGCUCCAAUGUGCCAAGAUGAAUGGAAAGUACAGUUACACUGAUAAACUAAACAUCGAGACCUUAAAGAAGAUAACCAUUCCUGAGGUCACCAACAAGAAUCAUUCCUACCUUGAUCUAGUAAAGACACCAAAGCUGAGGAAGAUUGUCAUUUGCUCUGGGAUUUUCUGGUUUGCAGUUGCAUUUACCUACUAUGGAAUCAGCUUCAACAUCACUGGGUUUGGACUUAACAUCUAUCUCACACAGUUUGUCUAUGGAUGCAUUGAAGUCCCAGCUAAAAUUGGGACCUACUUCACUCUGGAUUGGAUUGGACGAAGAAACGGGCAGGCGUGGUCCCUCAUUAUAACAGGAGCUCUGAUUGGAAUAAACAGUGUAAUCCCAACAGAUUUUGCUACUGUGCGUACAGGAAUUGCAGUUAUUGGGAAGGGAUUCUCUGAGGCAGCCUUUACCAUUGCCUUCUUGUACACAUCUGAGCUCUAUCCGACUGUACUCCGGCAGUGCGGCUUGGGUUACACCUCUUUCAUGGCCCGUUUAGGAGGCUCUCUGGCCCCGAUGGUCGUAUUGUUUGAGGACAUGUGGCGGUUUGCACCCCCUCUAGUGUUUGCUACCACUGCGAUUCUCAGCGGGUGCGUGGUCUUCCUGCUGCCUGAGACCACAAAUGUUCAGCUUCCGGAGAAUGUUCUGGAUGUGGAGGAGGGAAGGCACAUGUUGGUAUCCACCAGACCAGUGAUGGAUGUUGAGCUCAAUGAGAUGAAUUCAGCACCAGCAGCUUCACAAGAGGAGAACUCUUAAAGGCUUAAACAAACAUGUCACGUUACAGUUCAUCAAUUGACAGCUAUAAAUAAAUAAUAAUAGUUGAGAUCCACAAGGGAUAAAUCCUACUUUGGCAUCGGACUGAUUUCUUUAGGCAGACUGCUAAAACAAUGAAUCCAUUCAAAUCAAAUAUAUAGUGAAAGAUCUGAUUCAGUGGCCACUGAUGUUUCUGAGAAUGUGAUUACAGAAGAAAACAACACUAAUGGUAUAGUUGUCUAUGUAACAAUUGAACGUAAGAUGAAGCUGUACGCUUUUAAAAGGAAUAA